Pipistrellus nathusii (Nathusius's pipistrelle) is the source of this 942-nucleotide messenger RNA. NCBI's taxonomy places the organism in Eukaryota, Metazoa, Chordata, Mammalia, Chiroptera, Vespertilionidae. The record is from the annotation of a GenBank genome assembly.
AUGGAGCCCAACGCGCACUUCUGGAUGACCGAGCGCCAAUCUUUUUUCCAGAGAUUUGUUCAGUGGACAGAGUUACUGGAUCCUACAAAUCUGUUCAUUUCAAUUAGCAAAAUAGAGAAGGCAAGGCAACUGUUGCUAACAAAUGAAGAUGGGUCCAUUCACGACUUGCAGGACAAAAGGAUCCAAGCAGCUUGGAACAGAAGUCUCGCAACAGUGCAUCCUGACAACAGCAGACUGAUCCCGGGUCCGUUCCGACCUGCAGCUCUCCUGCCGUUCACGGCGCCCAUGGUAUUUCUGUCGCUGGUGCAGGUGAAAAGCCUGAAGUCCAUCAUUUUGCCUCAGCUGUCUUUCUGCACCUACAGCACAGCGUUCAACCUCAUCAAUGGGAACAAGAGCUACCAUCGUGGCCUCUAUGAGACUGUAUUACUAGCGACAGGAGUGAUUGCUUCUACAGCCUUUUUCGGAAUACUCCCUCGUUUGCUCCUAAUGAAGAACGUGGUGAAGAACGUGUUCCUCCGGGAAACCCUGCCGGCCGCCAUCCUCACCCAGGUCAGUGCCCUGAGUGUGGCCACCUCCCGCAGUUUGGAGCCCGUGCGAGGGAUUGAGGUCAUGGACAAGGAGGGCAAUGUCAUCGGCUAUUCCCGGAGAGCCGGGACGAAGGCCGUCAGAGACACAACGAUAUCCAGAGUCGUGCUGUUCGGGACCUCGGCUUUUAUUCCUGAAGUCUUCGCGCAGUUUUUUAAAAAGACCCCGUUGUUUGUGCGAUACCCCCAGUCCUUGUGGACCCUGAAGCUGUCUUGUACCAUCUUGGUCAUGGGACUGAUGGUGCCGGUUUCCUUCAGCAUGUUCCCGCAGAUACAACGGAUCCGGCGCGGCCAGCUGGAGCAGGAGAUUCAGUCUGCAACAGAGGAAACGGAGCUCUUCUAUAACAGGGGGGUGUAG